Messenger RNA from Branchiostoma floridae (Florida lancelet), 2729 nucleotides. Its product is annotated as inner centromere protein-like. Lineage: Eukaryota; Metazoa; Chordata; Leptocardii; Amphioxiformes; Branchiostomatidae. Gene Ontology annotation, biological process: synaptonemal complex assembly. Bases 1218 to 2081 code for a protein of 287 amino acids. Gene Ontology annotation, cellular component: synaptonemal complex. The record is from RefSeq and is a predicted model, not a curated record. The transcript has 13 exons.
UCGACUUGAGCCAAAUCCUUAAAGCACUACAGCUAGUGACUACUAGUAUUAGGCAGAAAGUAGUAAUUUCCUUGUGUCCUUUUAUGCUUAGUGUAAUGUGCCAAUAUUUGUUUUUAGCUCUGAGGAAAAAAAUGCAUUUAAUAGUCUUCAAGUCCUCUUGAUUGGGCAUGGGGGAGGCAUACUCGAUUUGGUAGAUGAAUAAAGGUUAGUUUAACAAGAGCCAUGCUGGUCUACUUGGGGGAAUAGCUGCAAUUAUUAAAUCUUCUAUGUUAAAGCAGGCCCUUACCUUGCUUUAUGGUGUAGUUUGUAGUCUUCAAGCAGACCCUACGCUUUCUUAGAGAUAGUAUCAAAGCUGGCCAGUAUAGCUGGCACCGGUGCCCGAGUGACUCCUUUUGGCUGGCAUGCCGGCAAUACUCCUUGGCCAGCUUUGAUACUAUCUCUAAGGCACCGUAGGGUCUGCUUGGAGACUGAUAGUUUGUCCUUUUUAGAAUGUGUCGGACACGAACUCCUAUAUAUGAUAGCUAGUCUGUACCAUAGCCCUAGCUUGAUAGUAAGUAUGCUUUGCAAAAACUGAACGGUCUUUUGCUACCUCACAGUAGUUUGUUAUCGGCAGAACCUUAAGCUUGUUUUGGUUGUCAGUUUUGACCACAUCCGUACAGUGAGUCCUCUCGCCAAAAUCUGCCUUAUCUGAGAAAAUAAAAGCUAUCAACUCAUUGUUCUCCAGCUGUUGCCAUCCUGAUAUUUCAUUGUGUGUGGGACGGAAUGAUUCAUUUUUAUUUUUUGUUCUUGACUUUCUAUGUCGUUUAAUAUGCUCUGGUGAUUUCUGUAAAUUGAUAAUACAAAACGUAUUUUUACAGUGAUUUGAUUUUGCUGUUGAAGGAUUUUUAUUGUCUAUGAAUGAACAUAAGCUACAUUUGUAUCUCGUGGAUGUCCUCACAGGAAACAUGGACAUUUGAAUUAAAAGUUUUAAGUUACACUCAAAGAAUAAAAUUUUCCUGACUUUUGAGUUUCAAUAUUAUCAUAUGAUGCACAUACUGUAGCCUUCAGUAGCCUUCCAGGUUUGGAUAAGGUUGCGUCAUACUCACGUGAUUCCAAUGGACCAAUCAGAUGCAAGGUAUUUUGGCGCGAAACGUAUGUUCUGAAUUCGAAGCAGACGACAUUCACCACAGACGGCAGGAGAGGGACGUUUUCAGGAAGGGCUGGUGGAGGCUAGGACGAUGAGUGUGAAAGAACCGUUCCGAGUGGAAGACCUCCUCAGCAGUGUGCGCGAACUGCAGAAAGAAAAGUCGUUGCUGGAACAUGAACUAGCUGAAGCUAAGAGGAGGACGAAGGAGACAGAGAACAAACUUGAUGAAGUGAGUCAACAGCAUCGGCAGAUCUCUGUCCUCUACAACAAGAUGGUUGAGACCUUAAAAAUUGCAAAGCACAAGGUGGACCAAUCACAGCAGAUGGCAGAUAAUCAGGAACAAGUGAACCAAGAUAAGCGAGCCAGUCUGACAGAACUUAACUCCAGCAUUGAGCAGGAGGUACAGAGGCAGAGGCAGUACAGUCGCGAGUUUGAGAGUCAGCUGGAUGAAUUGACUGAUGCCUCUCAUCAUGCCUGGCUAUACUUCAAGGCUGAGUCUAUCGAGAAAGAGCUUCUGGAUCUUGAAGCCAUGAAGACAGAAGCUGAAAGAUUAGCUGAACAACAAGAAGAGGAAGUAUCAGCUCUCACAGAACGACUCAAUGACAUCAAGCUACAGCAGGGGAUUGAUACAUCCAUGGAUGAGUCACAGGAGGACCUUAUUCCAUAUGAGAUGCAGCAGAACUUGUAUAGGAUGUUCUAUGCAGAGAAUGACAUGAUCCAUGGACUGCAGACUGCCAUCAACACCACCUACAACAUGCUGCAGACCAAGCUACAAAGGUUGCGUCAGUGGGAGAACCCGGGUGAUGAUAGCCAGGACUGGUCCAUGUGUGGGGCUGAUGCGGGGGAGGGCAGGUCUCCUGUCGUGACGGACAAUCCCAAACCUGCUGAGAAUAUGCAGCAGAUUGAAGGUAGCACAGAUGUGGAACUGAGUGAAGAGGCAAGACAAGCUGUCUAGGCAGCAAAUCUCAAUGUUCAAUGGGAAGAAGUUUCAAGAAGAAUAAGAAGUUUACGAAUAAGAAUGUUCAAUAAGCAGUGGACGAUGUUUAAGUAAGAUAUCUAGAAAAUGGUUCGUUGAGACUCUGUACAUUGUCUAAAGGGCACGUACAUUGUCUAAAGGUUCGGUUGAAAUUCUUAGUUAGCUGCUGUAAGGUUUUAUGUCAACUAUACAUCAGUUGUUUUGUAAUGAUGUAAAUAAGCAUGUCAGUGGUACGCAAUAACUUCUUUGAAAUUACUAUCAUCUUCUGUGACUAAAAGAUAUCCUUUGUUAGGAAAUGUAACAAGAAACAACCACAACUUUUUAAAAACUCAAACCACGUUUUUAUUUCUAAAGUUGUCUUUUCUCUUUACACAGUGCUUUGUGGUAUCAGAAUAAUGUAUUUUUUACAUAUGAUUAAGAAACAACAUUUUCUUAAAAAGGUGGUAUACAAGGCACUUUGAAGUGAAUUAGAGCAAUUUCUGGUGUAUAAUCUAGUAUUGGACUAAAUUUUAUCUUUGUUGCUCAAGACUUUGGUCAUAAAGGAUCUUUAUAUACAUGGAAUAAAUGUUAAGAAUUCAUAAAACCAACACCAUUAUAUAAACAUGUUAUACAUGAAGUAACUUUACU